Messenger RNA from Sabethes cyaneus, 2796 nucleotides. It is a transcript of the gene dl, whose product is annotated as embryonic polarity protein dorsal. The transcript is spliced from 9 exons. The coding region runs from base 772 to 2640 and encodes 622 amino acids. Gene Ontology annotation, biological process: cellular response to stress; non-canonical NF-kappaB signal transduction; response to cytokine. Gene Ontology annotation, cellular component: nucleus; cytoplasm. Lineage: Eukaryota; Metazoa; Arthropoda; Insecta; Diptera; Culicidae. Gene Ontology annotation, molecular function: DNA binding; DNA-binding transcription factor activity. The record is from RefSeq and is a predicted model, not a curated record.
GUUUUAAAGUGUCGUGAAUUAAGCAGAGAACGUACGGAUUAAAUUCGAACGCGCACAAAAUCCCACGAUCGUCGUUCUGCGAGGGUCAGUUCGCGGUUUCGAGUUGUACCGAGCGUCGGGCACAGCAGCCGGAUCAAUCGGUCGGUUUAAGUUUUCAGACAAAUUGUUGUAGAAAAUCACAAGAAAGUAGAAAUAAAUAAAUAAGUGAAUUGAAAAAAAAACACACGCGCAACAUAGCGAAAACAGAAAGGAUUGCAGUGGCAGUGAUUUUUGCGGAGUGUUUUUAAUAAACCUUUAGAAUCUACGUAAAGCCUUCCGAAAAAGCAAACAUGAAGAGCAACCAUUUGGUGGUGGUUAACAGCAAUUAUCAAAACAUACAAACAAAUGAUUAACCAAAAGCAGGCAGUCAGUGUUGGAAAGCUUUAAUGCAAAUUGUUAGUGAAGCUAAUUGAAGCACCCGCGAAAGAGAGGAAAACCCAGAGCAAUUAUUCGACUCAUUUUAUACCAAGCGAUCGUUUUGGUGGUGCGUUUAAGUGUUUUUGUUGUUGUUGUUGUUUUAUUCUGGUGCUGAUUGUUCGGAAGUAACAGUAUUGAAACCGAGAAGAACUGCGGUAGUACCAGCAAGACUGAGAAGCGCAAACAGCAGGGCGAACCGAUCAAUUAAUCGAUCUACGUCAGAGCUUUGAAUAGCUCAGGAAAAGCAGGUGGUGCAGCGGAUAGAAAGAUAACUAGAUCGUCCGAUCGACCGAUCGAUCGGUCUGCCGACGCAUCAUGGGACCCACCAGCAACGCAGUGGAAGAUGAUAGCAGCCUUCCGGAUCUGCCGAAUGAUAUUCUAGAAGCGAAUGACCUGUUGGAUCUUAUAACUGAUAUAAUCGUCGAAGAAAUGCCACCCACAGCACCGGAGAAGCCGUUCGUCGUCAUAACCGAGCAGCCCCAGUCGAAGGCGCUUCGGUUUCGGUACGAAUGCGAGGGCCGUUCGGCCGGUUCGAUACCGGGCGUAAACAGUACGCCCGAACAGAAAACGUUCCCCAGCAUCGAGGUGCGCGGUUACAAGGGCCGAGCCGUGGUGGUCGUGUCCUGCGUCACCAAGGACCCGCCCUACCGACCGCAUCCGCACAAUCUCGUUGGCAAGGAGGGCUGCAAGAAGGGUGUCUGCACCGUGGAGAUCAACAGCAGCAGUAUGACGUACACCUUCAGCAAUCUGGGCAUCCAGUGCGUGAAGAAGAAGGACAUCGAGGAUGCGUUGCGACUGCGGGAGGACAUUCGUGUGGAUCCGUUUAAGACUGGAUACAGUCACGCCAAGCAACCGGCAACCAUCGAUCUGAAUGCCGUCCGAUUGUGCUUCCAGGUGUUUCUGGAGGGCCAACAAAGGGGUCGAUUCACAGAACCCCUCCAACCGGUCGUAUCCGACAUCAUAUACGAUAAGAAGGCGAUGUCGGAUCUGGUCAUUUGUAAACUCAGUGAUAUAACCGCUUCGGUAGCUGGUGGUAAAGAGAUUAUUUUGCUGUGUGAGAAGGUCGCCAAGGAGGACAUUUCGGUACGGUUCUACGAGGAGCAGCACGGAAAGAUCCUCUGGGAGGACAUUGGCGAGUUUCAGCAUACGAACGUACACAAACAGGUGGCCAUCUGCUUCCGAACGCCGCGAUACCGAACGAUCGAGGUGGAGCAUUCUGUGAUGGUGAACAUCCAACUUAGGAGGCCGUCGGAUGGUGCUACAAGUGAACCGCUGCCCUUCGAGCUCAUCCCGCUGGACUCAGCCAAUCUGAGUCAGAAGCGCAAACGGCGCAACUGGGAGGUCCCAGAGCAUACGCCGGAAGUAGCCCGCGGCGCCUACUAUGGUCACAUGCUGAACGUGCCAGGAGACGCUAUCAAAACGGAACCGAGAGAUUCGCCUACACACCAAUUUCUUGGAUUCCAGGGCACCUACCGGAACCCGAACGAAUCGCCGUCCCCAGUGGAACGAUCGCCGGUGGCGCACCACGGCAGCACGACUCCCGUUGGCCCGACCUCCCCGUACACCGUUGGUGGUGCGAAUAGUCUUACACCCACCCCCGGGGGAAGUGGCGGAGGAGGUGGCGCCGGCGGCGCCGGCUACCAGACCAGUCCAGUCAACGAUUUCUUUCUCGGCGCUCAACAACAACAACAGCAGCCACAAUUUCCGAACCAGUACAAUUUCGUCUCAACUUCCCCUGCCAACGGUCUGUCGAUGUACCAGCAGCAGCAAGCCCAGAAUCAUCAGUUCCAAAUCCCCGGCAAUAUUAGCAAUGCACAGCAGUUCAAUCUGGGUAAUCUCGUAAACGGUGGCCUACCCGUCACUCUGACGCAGCCCAGCACCAGCGGAAUGGCGGCGGCGGGCGGUUCCUGCCAGCAGCAAGUUGCUGGCAGCACAACCGAAUAUAACCUCAGCAGCCUGCUCGACAUGGACCUCGGCAAAGAGUUCACCAUGAACUCGUCGGAAAUAAAAUCCAUCAUCGGGCAUUUCUCCAACUCCGAUAUCAAACAGGAGAUGCAAAACAACAACAACAACAACCAGCAGCAGCAGCAUCAACACCCGCGACGAAUGCAACAGGACGAGGAAAACCUUUCGAACAGUUUCACAAGACUGACAACCGGCACGAUGAACGAUUUGGACAAGUAGGCCUUGACUGCCGCGACAGACUGUCGCGGUGACAGGAGACGAAAAGUGAAAUUUGUUUUGUGAGUUUACGAACAAUUUGUAAAAUUUACGAGAAGUAAAGUGUUGAAUUUUACUACACACAGAAUGAUUCUAUCCGAUGAAGACAAACAACAACAA